AUGCAAGUAUAUCACAUAUUAAUCUGGUGUGUGGGCUUAGCGGCCUUCCCCGGGUACUGCAUACUCUCAGAGCCGCCGCCGGAAACCCCGGCGGAGGCAAUCACCAAGGACGUCGCAGAGCUAUCGGAGCAGCUCGACGAAGUCGCGGAAGAGGGUGAAAGCGAGGAAGCAAACCUCGACCCGAAAGCUGCCCAUGAAAAGCAGCAGGAGAAAUUCGAAAAGUUGUACCAUAAUGCCCUUGAAAGUGGGUUAGAGGAGGCCAAGAAAGAGUAUAAAGCAUUCGAGCAUGGAGCAGUGGAAGGACUAGACCUUGUAGGGCUAGCAUCGGAGCAUCUAAAGCAGUUCUGGUACAUCGGACAGUGCAGGCGCAAUUACUCCCUCCCGUGCCCAAACCAAUGGUCAUGGGACGAGUCGGAAAAAGUCUGCACUGCACCUGCAGACUAUGACGGACCCUGUGAGAAGCGCAAAAGCUUCGACAAUAUGGACAGCAAGGCGCGUGAGGACUACGCGUGGCGGUGCCAUGCGAGCUGGCCAUGCGUGAACGAUACGCCAAUUGACAACACAAUGCUGUGUCCACUGGAGUGGACCAAAAUCGCCUCUACCGUCUGCAUAGCCCCAACGGUAGGUGCUUUUAAUGCGGUCUAA
Molecule: messenger RNA, 645 nt
Organism: Babesia ovata
Lineage: Eukaryota; Apicomplexa; Aconoidasida; Piroplasmida; Babesiidae
Product: cpw-wpc domain-containing protein, putative
Exons: 5
Coding region: 1-645 (214 amino acids)
Source: RefSeq, a predicted model, not a curated record